Molecule: messenger RNA, 1792 nt
Organism: Culex pipiens pallens (northern house mosquito)
Lineage: Eukaryota; Metazoa; Arthropoda; Insecta; Diptera; Culicidae
Exons: 2
Coding region: 102-1709 (535 amino acids)
Biological process (GO): long-chain fatty acid metabolic process; fatty-acyl-CoA biosynthetic process
Molecular function (GO): long-chain fatty acid-CoA ligase activity
Source: RefSeq, a predicted model, not a curated record
CGCAUCCCGUUAUCAAUUCCAGCCACACUUAGAAAACAAUCAGUCGCAUUCAGGCCCUUGAAGUGUUCGCAUCGGGUGCCCGGGAAUUCGAACCAGCAACCAUGGCAAAGUACGAUCCCAAAGCCAACCUAUGGCGCGGUCCGGCCUGUCCAAGCGUGCGCAAUCCGGAGGCCAACUUGGGUCAAAUCGUGAUCGAUUGCCUGUCGCAGAAUCCCGCCAAAGUAAUCCAGAUCAACGCGGAUGAUGGCGCUGAGAUGAGCUGCGCAGAGAUGAAAAGGAAGAUCGCGCGAGUUGUGCAUCACUUGAGGCAGUUGGGAUUGCGGAAGGGGGACUUUGUAUCGCUGGCCUGUGGAAGCAGUGAAAAUGUGGUUCCAGUGUUCAUUGGAUGUUUGUCGCUUGGGGUUGUGGUCAAUCCGUUGGCGCCGGUGUUCAGCAAGGAUGACUUUGCGCACAUGAUGAAGUUGACGCAGUCGAAGGCGGUGUUCUGCGACGUAGAUAAUCGAGAAGUGGUUGAACAAGCCGUUGAAGAGGCCAUUAAGGUGAAACCAGCGAUGUUUGUGUUUGGGAAAGCUGGUGGAAGUUGUAGGUCCGUUGAAGAUCUGAUGAGUCCGGUAGCUGGGGAAGAUGAUUAUAUACCGGAAUACCUGGGAGAUUCGAAUCAACUCAUGGCUAUGGUAUUGUGCUCAUCGGGAACAACUGGACUCCCCAAGGGAGUCUGUCUGUCGCAUGCCAAUCUAAUCGAGGGAGACGUAUUCAGAGAGGCCCACAACUGCGGACCAAUCUUCAACUUCAGUGCCCUGUUCUGGGCAACUGGAAUGUUCGCCGUACUAACAUCGCUGUUCUACACCAGAACACGUGUCCUAACCUCCCAACCCUUCAACGAGCAACUCCUCAUCGAAAUCCUCACCAAGUACAACGUGGAAGACGUGUUCACUCCACCAGCGUACGUCGCAGCCCUGCAGAACUACCCGAACUUCAACCGCCUAUCCUUCCCCAGCGUCAAGCAGUGGACCAUGGGCGGUGCAAUGGUCACCCAACAGAUGAGCUCAAACCUGUCCAAGCAACUUCCGAACGGCGUAGCCGGGCCCAUUUACGGAACCUCCGAAAUGGGCAUCAUCAGCCGAAUUCCGGUCGCCCCCGGUUCCGUAGGAACCCUGGUCCGCAACAUCGAGGUGAAGAUCGUCGACGACGACGGUCACCGACUGGGACCAAACCAAAAAGGAGAGAUCAGAUUGAAGCACAAACACCCGAUGCUCGGCUAUCUGUACAACGCGGACGCAACGCUAGCCGCGUUCGACGAGGAAGACUUUUUCAAAUCGGGUGACGUCGGAUAUUUCGACUCGGACGGCUACCUCUACGUGAUCGAUCGCAUCAAGGACAUCAUCAAGUUCAACAACUACCAGAUUUCCCCAUCGGAUUUGGAAACGAUCAUCGAGAAGAUCGACGGAGUGAAGCUGGUUUGCGUGGUAGGAGUUCCGCUUGCGGAUAAGUCCGGGGAUUUGGCCACCGCGGUAAUCGAACGUAACGAGGGAGCUAAGCUGACGGAGCAGGAGGUUGUUGGCUUCGUCGAUGGGCAGGUCAGCGAUUUCAAGAGGUUACGUGGUGGAGUUAGGUUUGUGGAUGAGCUGCCAAAGUCGGCUGCAGGUAAGGUGCUGCGAAGGAUGGUCAAGGAGAUGGUUUUGAAAGAGGAAGAGAAGAGUGAUCGUUAGUAUUAAGAUGUAUAUUAACAUAUUUUACCAGGUAGUUUGAUUGUAAAAGUUGUACGUGAAAUAAAUAUUUUUUGCAAAUUAAA